AUGAGUCUGCAGAGUCAACCCAGGUUUCACCUCCUGCUGGGCUGGUGCUUCCUUCUUUCAGUGGCCGUGGUGACCAUGGCUGUCGUACUGGUCAUGAAGACAAACGGUCCCCAGACCAAGGGUGAAGUGAUGUUAGGCAGAAAAAAUCUGUCCAAGGUUCUGCAGCCUGAAGUCGCAACAACACAGAAGCUAAAGGCCAACCGCUCGGUUGAAAAAGCCAAAGCUUUUUAUGGUGAGAAUGGCUACGUCUCUGCUAAGGCAGUGAACUACACAGACUCGUGCCAAAUACACAGAUGUGACCGUAACUCAUGGACUGAAGAUCCUUCGUGUGCUGUAGGCAAAUGCUCUCUCCUGUACCAGAACAAUUCUGUCAAUAUCACAACAGGGGGGUUAUACCUCUUCUACGCCCAGGUAACAUUCAGCCAGGACCAAAACACAGCAUCGUCCAGAGAGUGUACUGUCACCUUCCUCAGGAACACCCAAGGCACAGAGAUCCGUAAGCUGAGUGAAGCGACGCAGCACAACAAAGGCACGCUGACCAUGUUCAGGGUCUUUCCCCUGGUCAAGGGGGACAGCGUGACCCUGGACAUUUCUGACUCUUCUGUUCGCUACAGUGAUGAAUACACGUACUGGGGUCUCUUCCUGCUUCGCGAACAGGAUGAUUAA
Messenger RNA from Chanos chanos (milkfish), 666 nucleotides. It is a transcript of the gene lta, whose product is annotated as lymphotoxin alpha (TNF superfamily, member 1). Gene Ontology annotation, cellular component: membrane. Lineage: Eukaryota; Metazoa; Chordata; Actinopteri; Gonorynchiformes; Chanidae. Gene Ontology annotation, molecular function: tumor necrosis factor receptor binding. Gene Ontology annotation, biological process: immune response. The transcript has 4 exons. The coding region runs from base 1 to 666 and encodes 221 amino acids. The record is from RefSeq and is a predicted model, not a curated record.